UGGCUUCUGCUCACACAGACUAACGACUGCAACCUACUGAGCUGAUGUGUACUAACCUAUAUUAUCUUCUUUAAUUAUCAUGUUUCUUUAUUUAAGGGCCACCUUGAAUAGUCACUGCUUAUAUAAUCAUAUAUUUAGUUAUGCAGCAAGGAGGAUUUUUUUUUUUUCUUAAUUUUUUUUUUACUGAUUUAAAAAACCUAAUGGGCUUCAAACAUGUAAAAUUCAAUAGGCCUGUCACAUUAGCUUUUUUUUUCAUUUGGACAAUGCACUGUCCUGAAAAUAAUUGCAAUAAAUGAUAAUAGUUUUGAUCUGUAGAUAAUUUUGAUCCAGUAAAAUAAUCUUAAUAUAAUAGCAUAAUAAUGCAAUUGCACUCAUUAAAAAAACAAACAAACAAACAAGUAUUUGUAAAUAUUCUAAAUAAAUAGAACUUAAAUAAAAUAAGUAUGCUGUUUUUUGGUCAGCAUACCAACUUGUCUAUAGUAAUAUUGUCUCCUUGCUAAGAAAAAAUUCGGCCAACAGCAGUUUAUAUUAAAACACGCAGAGUCAUGUUGGAAGUUAUAAGGAGUGUUUCACCCCAUAAAACUUUUUUAAUGGAACCUCAAAACAGAGUUGUUGUUUACAUAUCAGUCUUAAACACACAGACGGAAAGAAAUCCUGUUGACUUCUAAGAGAUAUACAACUCUGAAAAAAAAAUUAAGAGACCACUUCUGAAUCAGCUUUUCUGAUUUUACUAUACUAUAUCUACUAUUGAUAUAUGUUUGAGUAAAAUGAACAUUGUUGUUUUAUUUAAUAAACUACAGACAACAUUUGUCUCAAAUUCCAAAUAAAAAUAUUGUCAUUUAGAGCAUUUAUUUGCAGAAAAUUAGAAAUGGCUAAAAUAACAAACAAGAUGCAGAGCUUUUAGACCUCAAAUAAUGCAAAGAAAAGAAAGUUUUAAUAGAUCAGAAAUCAGUAUUUGGUGGAAUGACCCUGGUUUUUAAUCACAGCUUUAAUGCAUCUUAAUAUGUUUUUCACUAGUCUUACACACUGCUUUUGGAUAACUUUAUGCCACUCCUGGUGCAAAAAUUCAAGCAGUUCAGCUGAUGGCUUGUGAUCAUCAAUCUUCCUCUUGAUUGGUCAAAUCAAAGAAACGUAUCAUUUUUAAGUGGUCUCUUAUUUUUUCCAGAGCUGUAUAAAAAUAUAUAUAAACUUUCAGAAUGCUGGAUAAGAAACCUUUAAAGUGUUUGUUAUUUUGCACAUUUAUAUCGAAACAUAUUAAACUUAGGUGGCCCUGUAGCAGUGCAUACCUGUAUUCCUGUAGCAUCACUUUCAUGCAAUUCUACUGUACUUGCCUCCUCUUCACUUGCUUUGUCCUCUUGUACACUGUGCAUACUCUAUCCCUGUCCUCUCGCAUGCUCUGAAACCUGCUCUCUCUUUCCUUUCACUCGACUGUAGCCCACCCAUGCAGCCCCUCACAGUUGCUCAACCGAGAUCCAGACCCUUCAUGUUUGAGCCCCCUGAUUUCUGGCCCAGGCCGGACCCUACCUCAGGCCCUAGCCUCAUUAAGUGUGAGAAACGUCCCCUCCGGGGGCGCGAGCACCCCAUGGACCCCUACAACGUGUCUGAGGACAUCCUUCCUGAUUUGGAAAACGACGACAUGUUUGCGCGCCGCACCAGUGCCUUCCACACCAGCAGCGAGCUGGCCUGGCAGAAGUAUGGGAACUUCUUCACCUCACACCGCAGGAGAGAGCCUGACAUCAGAGUGGUCACCCAGCCACGCCGCGAGGAGCCGAUAUACCCCGACAUCGAGAGAGAUGAUGUGCUCUACCGCAGAGUCCAGCUCCAGUACGCACAGCGUCCUCUAUCAGGAGCGCCCGACAACUACAACCCUGUGCCUCUUCCAGAGCCCUGGACUCUACCUCCAAUGCUUCAGGCCAGGCUGCUGUGUCCUCCAUGCCCUCCAUGUCCUCCAUCACAAGAGCAGCCAAAGCUACCAGAGAGGCAGAGCCAGGAGGAGCACAAUAAAGCUGAUGAUAUGCUGGUGAGGAAGCUGAGGAUGAUGCAGGUCCAGGGCACAUGCAGUCCGUCUGGGGCCGGUCAGGGAUCAUCUGUCACUCAAACAGGCCCCAGCAUACCUUCAUCCUGCAGCGAGGAGGACCUGCGGAAAAUGCAGGCCAUCAGAGAGGCUAGCCGCCUGAGAUACAAGAAGAGACUGAUAGCCGAGAGACUAGGCUUCUGAGUGUGUGGUAGACAUGUCCCUGCCAGUCCCUGCUCAUUUCUGUGGAUCAUGGUACAGCCCAUGUGCUCAUCAUAUUGCUUAUAUUUCAGCCCAUUUGUAGCAUAAUGAAGUUUGUUUGUUUACGUGUGCCUUUGGUUGACUGUUAUGCAUUAGUAGGUUUUAUUUUGAAAGAGUAGAAAAAAGAUUGUCUAUAUUUUCAGUUCAAAUGUCAUUGAGAAUUACUCAGACAUUUGAUACAACAACAAGGGUAAUUUAUUUAGUAUUUAUUAACCAUUUUAACUAUUUAUUUUCUUAUUUAAUUUAAUCUAACUUAUUUUAAUGUAGCUUUAUUUAUUUAUUAAACUGCAUUGCUAACAUUAUGUCAUAUUAGGGCUUAAUGAUAUGGACAAAGUUUACAUCAAGCUAUAAUUUAUUCGGUCAGUAGGGCUGCAACAAUUAUUCGCUAUAAUUGACAAUGACAAUUAUUUCAAUGUGUCAAAUAAUAAUAAAUUAAAUUGUCGACUUAUAGUUCAUUUGUAUCAGUACACAAAGUGCUGGGUAAAGAAAUGCAGUGUCUGUCUAUUUUUUUUUUAUUUUGUUUAUAUGUCCUCCCCUGAGAAUAAUGCAUUAUUAUAGAGUGAAAAAAAAAGAUGAGAGAUGGGUAACAGGCUAACUCAUAGUUUACACUCCACUUAGUCUCUGUCUCUAAAAGUGACAUAAUACAUAUUUAAUCACUAAAUAUCAGUACUUUCCAUGUUUAAAGAACCUCUAGACAUUUAAAUGAUGUUUUGAUCACUUUUAGAGAUGAACAACAAGGCAUAAAUAAUCGCUGCCUAAUCGACUAAUAAAAAAAAUUAACCAUUAGAUUAGUCGACUACCAGAAUAAUCAAUAGUUGCCGCCCUAUCUGACAGUACAGUCUAAUUUUGAUAUUGAAACAAACAAUCUAAAAGCCACGGAAAAACUGCGAAGAACACCCACAAUGAAUGUCUGCAAUUACAAACCUCUAUUACUCAAAUAAAAUGCCACUAAAUAAAUAUAAAUAUAAAUAAAGUGCCCUGUUUUAAAAAGCCAGUGGCAAAUACUAUAAAUAAUGUCUAUUGAAAUAUCAGAAUUGUGUUUUAAAUCAUAUAAUCAGUAUUAAAGCAUUUUAUAUCACAAAAUAAGCAUUUUCAUACUGAACUGUUUAUUUGCCCAGCCAGUGCCAUAGAUGAAGACUUGAUUUAUUAAGAAUGCAUGAGUUUGAAUUUGCCAUUGUAACAUAAAAAAAGGAUGUUUAUUUUAUUGUUUAUGAUUUAUCAUACUGUUUUUUUCUUUUCUUUUCUUUUGAUCUUUUUUCUUGAUUGCCUGUAUGUUACAUUGUUUGUUUGUCUGGUAAAUAAAAUGAGUUAUUGAAA
Molecule: messenger RNA, 3592 nt
Organism: Astyanax mexicanus (Mexican tetra)
Lineage: Eukaryota; Metazoa; Chordata; Actinopteri; Characiformes; Acestrorhamphidae
Product: LIM domain only protein 7-like
Exons: 1
Coding region: 1442-2218 (258 amino acids)
Biological process (GO): regulation of signaling; regulation of cell adhesion
Source: RefSeq, a predicted model, not a curated record